Molecule: messenger RNA, 1575 nt
Organism: Leptopilina boulardi
Lineage: Eukaryota; Metazoa; Arthropoda; Insecta; Hymenoptera; Figitidae
Product: protein LZIC-like
Exons: 4
Coding region: 277-834 (185 amino acids)
Molecular function (GO): beta-catenin binding
Source: RefSeq, a predicted model, not a curated record
GCGUAGUGCCUUGUUCGUUGCUUUAAUAAUAUUUAUCAGUACUGAGAAUUUUUUCACAAUAGUCUAAAUAAUAAUACAAUAAAAAAAUAAAUUCAGUAAUUCGCAAAAAGCAUUCAAUGAUGAAUUUCACUUGGCGAUUGAUGCGCCAUUCGUAGUCGAAAACUUGAACUAAAACCGGUGCAUUAUGUUAUUCAUUUGAAAACAUAAAAUUAAAUCUAAUUCUAUAAUAGAAAACAUCUAUUUAUUUAUUAUAGAAGAAGAAAAAAAACACUAAAAAUGACUUCAUACGGAAAAGCAGAAACUGAAAGACUGAGAAAAAAUUUAGAAGAACAACUUGAUCGGCUUGUACAACAAUUGGAAGAUUUAGAAAAUUGCAGAGAUGAAUUAGAAGACGCUGAAUAUGAGGAAACUAAAGAAGAAACUAUGGAACAAUUGAGAGAAUUUAAUGAAAGUUUACAAAGACUUAUAUCUGGAGAUGUGUCACUUGUUGAUGAACUUGGAGCAAUGCAAAUGGCAACACAAGUAGCAAUUAGUUCAGCAUUCAAAACUCCCGCAGUGAUUAGAAUGUUUGGUAAAAGAGAACCUGAUCGUUUAAGAAAUCGACUAUUGGAAAUUGAUAGAGAAUUAAAACUUGGUAAAUUAAGUAAAGACGCCAGUGAAAGACAACGAGGUGAAGUAUUAAGUGCUUUACGACAAUUGGGAGAAAAAUUAAAUCAAGCUGAAUUGCAAUUACUCGAAAAAUUAACACUAAAUGGAGUAAUAACUACAAAUUUCAUCAAAAUCAGUGAAAACGAAAAUCUAACUUCAAAUGAAGAAAAAGAAAUAAAAACUUAAAAAUUCAAUUUAAAUUCACAGUUUGCUAUAUUGUUUUUUGUCACUAAAAGCUUGUAAAUAGUAAUUUAUAUUUUAUACAUCAUUUUAUGCAGUUAUUGUUUUUAACUACAAUUGAAGAUAAAUCUGAAAAGUCAAAAAAAAAAAUUGAAAUUAAGUCUAAAAAACACUUCAAAGAAAUUACAAUUACUAGACUUGUUUAUUUUUUGUCCAGUUAUAAUUUCUAUAAUUUCUAAAUGUAAUUAUAAUUAAUGUACUUUAGUACUUUUGAUCCCGUUAAUAAUAUUUAUAUGUAUAUGACUAAAGCUUUAACUUUUAACACUGAUCGUGUAUAUAUACUUAUAAUGGAAUUAAAGCUUUUUUGAAUUAAAUGUUUAUUUUAUGAAUCAAAUUCAUAAUAUACAAGAGUCUUUUUUUUAAUAUGAAAAUCUUAACGGGCAAUUAUUUUUUUUUUUUCGAAGACAAUUGUAAAAUAUAAUAAACUAAAUAAUAUACGUCGAUUUAACUGCUAUUCAUUGUAAUAUAUAAUAGGAACGAUUAAAAUGCUUUCUUUUUUGUAAGGACUGAAAGUUUCGAGCUGUGCAAAUAUCUAUUUUUUUUUUGGCGUUACGAUGAGGAAUUUAAAUUUUAUGCAUUUUCUUCACUAUUUUUAAUUUCCAUUCGAAUUAAUUAUAUUCUUUUGUAUUCGUACUUUCAUUAUAAAAUUUCAAAUUAAGAAAUUAAAUAAUAAAUCUUUAAAAUUAA